CGGUACUCGACCACCACCUUCCCUUCAUCCUCUCAUGGCGACAUCCUCGGAUCCUUCUGCCGCUCAGACGGCGCACUCGUUCAGCAAAAUCCUCACUCAGUACAAGAGCGCGACAAAGUCACGGUCAGCCUCGGAUAUGGAGGAGGCGACUAAGAAAAUUCGGCGGUUAAUCCUUGUGGACGGGAUCCCUUCAAGCGUAGAUCCAACAUUGCGGCCAAGGAUAUGGAAGGUCCUCCUUCGAGUGCGGGACGUCUCGGCAGACGCGUUUCUGGAGUAUGUCGGACGGGGACCUUGUGAUGUUCGAGAAAAAAUCAGGAAUGAUACCUUCCGAACGUUGGCCACCGAUCGAGGGUUCAAAGAGCGUGUAAGCGAGGACAUGCUAGUCCGCUUACUGGACGCAUUCGUAUGGCGGAAUCACGACCGACAAGAGAGCGACCAGCUCGGGUUCACCUAUGUGCAGGGUAUGAACGUACUUGCUGCUCCCUUCCUGUACACCAUGCCUUCCGAACUCGAAGCGUUCUACUGCUUUGCCAAAUUCAUCGAGGAGUCUUGUCCACUGUACGUCCAGCCGACGCUUGAAGGUGUCCAUUGCGGUCUCAAACUACUGGACCGCUGUCUCAAGAUUGUCGAUCCCGAACUGUACGCGUUCCUGCGGUCCAAAAAUCUUUCCGCAGAGAUCUACGCCUUCCCUUCGGUGCUAACAUUGUGCGCAUGCACGCCACCACUCGACCAAGUCCUUCAAUUAUGGGACUUCUUGCUUGCUUUCGGCGUGCACCUGAACGUACUCUGUGUGAUCGCCCAGCUGCUUCUCAUGCGAGAUGAGGUCAUGAACUCUUCUAGUCCCAUGCGGCUUCUGCGUACCUUCCCUCCUCUGGAAGCGCUGCCUGUCAUAGGCAUCGCCGUCACGUUAGUCAGGGAUCUGCCAAGCGAUCUGUAUGAUGAGCUGGUAAAGCAUCCAUACGCCACUCGGGAGUAGCUUUUGACGGUUCAGUUCGAAUUCUCCCCCAUCUAUACCUUGCUUUCCUUGUGUCUCAUGCUAUCGAUGUUGUAUCACUAGUCUGUAGCUAUGCUCACAUACUGCAAUUCAGUUAUUGCCUGACGCGCACCUUGCC
Dichomitus squalens LYAD-421 SS1 is the source of this 1112-nucleotide messenger RNA. Its product is annotated as bub2 protein. Bases 35 to 976 code for a protein of 313 amino acids. Lineage: Eukaryota; Fungi; Basidiomycota; Agaricomycetes; Polyporales; Polyporaceae. The record is from RefSeq and is a predicted model, not a curated record. Gene Ontology annotation, biological process: activation of GTPase activity. The transcript has 7 exons. Gene Ontology annotation, molecular function: GTPase activator activity.